Molecule: messenger RNA, 5509 nt
Organism: Ooceraea biroi (clonal raider ant)
Lineage: Eukaryota; Metazoa; Arthropoda; Insecta; Hymenoptera; Formicidae
Gene: fwe
Product: calcium channel flower
Biological process (GO): spindle elongation; microtubule-based movement; mitotic spindle assembly
Cellular component (GO): nucleus; spindle microtubule; membrane
Molecular function (GO): microtubule binding; ATP binding; plus-end-directed microtubule motor activity
Source: RefSeq, a predicted model, not a curated record
CUGUGCCAAUUCCAAAUAACGUGUUCUAAUUCGCUUAUAUCGCUCGUCGACACCGCGAUUGAGCCAAUCAACGACGCCCAACCACCAAUCCAGUGAAAGCAUCUUACCAAACGAAAAUUCAAGAAUCGUGUGACCGUUUGCCGCGUGCGGAAUACGUUUCAAUGGGAAGUAAAUAUUGUUCUCGUGUGUUUUUAUACGUUGAUUUAACGUCGAAAGCGGUUAAAAGGUCGCUCGCUCGCUCGAUUUACGUACUUUAUAUCUAACAUAACAGUCUCUUUGUUCACUUCGACGGCAGAAGAAGCUUGAUUGAUUUAAUAUGACGGAGAAUACCUUAGACUCGAUCCGUCCAUCUGAGAAUCCCCAAGAAGACAUGUCAUAUCUAUUCGGUAGAGAUCCAAGUAUUCUGGCCUAUGGGCAAAGACCGCAUCCCUCAAAAGAUACAAAAAAGAAUUUGCUUUCACUGUACGAAACAGAAGAAAUUGAAUCUGUCAAUCUGCCGUCUGAAAAUUCUGAAUCACAAACUUUACAAACCGUUAAAGUAUACCUUCGGCUUAAACCAUUUCCAAGAAAUAUAAAAUUAACGGAGGAGCAACAAGAGGCAUACAAGAUCAAGAACACAACAACGUUAGUCACGAGGCUACCAAUACUGGAUAACAAUAUGAGUACCAUUAAGCAGUCCAAAAGCAACGAGAUCAUAUGCAAAAAGUUCACUUUCUCACAAACAUUCGGACCAGAAAUCACUCAAUUAGAACUGUUUCAGCAAACGGUACAACAACAAAUGACCGAUUUUUUGAUCGGACACAAUUGUACUAUAAUGACGUAUGGCACUACAAAUUCAGGAAAAUCGUACACACUGCAAGGGACCACCACGUCACCCGGACUCAUUCCGCGCGCAUUAGAAUUCGUGUUCGACAACGUUGCGACGAAGCCACAUCCAUUUUACAAACCUUUACAUCAUUGCGACGUAAUCAGUUUAAAUGCACUGGAACGGGCACAGGAACUUGAGGCAAAAACGAAACUGCUAACGUUCGGUGCGGUGGACAAGCAUCAGUACUUGAAUUCCUACAAGCAGAUGCAGAAAUUGCUGCAGGAGGAAUCGAUUCGGCCCAGUCAGUGUCACGACGCCUAUUAUUCAAUCUGGGUGUCGUUCGCUGAAAUUUAUAAUGAAGUCAUAUACGAUUUGUUGUCGAAUGAAUGCCAGAAGAGAAGAGUGCCCCUGAAAUUGGGCACGGACUCCAAUGGCCGGGCAUUCAUCAAAGGCCUGAAAACGGUCUAUGUUAAUUCAGCGGCGGAAGCCUAUCAGGUGUUAAUGGCGGGGCAAUAUAAUCUCAAGGUAGCUGCGACUGCCUUAAACGCAAAAAGUUCCAGGUCCCACUGUAUAUUUACGAUUACGUUAUUAAAAUAUUACGAUGAAAACGUACCCGAUGCCACUGAAGUAAGCACGUUCUCCUUCUGUGAUUUGGCUGGUUCGGAGCGCUUGAAGAAGACGUUGAACAUUGGGGAUAGACUAAGAGAAGCACAAAACAUCAACACGAGUCUGCUAGUAUUGGGCAGAUGCUUGAAAUCUAUUCACGAGGGACAGUUAACCAGAACGAAGACUGAUGCCAUCGCACCAUUCAGAGAAUCCAAAUUGACCAGAUUAUUUCAACGGGCGCUGUCGGGCAAGGAGCACCUAGCUUUAAUAGUUAACAUCAAUCCCCUGCCGAAUCUCUAUAUAGAAACUCAAAACGUCCUCAAUUUUGCUGCCAUCGCGAAGAGGAUUGUCAUCGAGAAGAAGAAGGAGACGCGGAAAAAAUUAAAAUCGAGAUUCUCGCAAAUAGUCACGCAGAGUAUACAGACGGUGACCGAUUGGGAUGCCACGGAGUUGGAGAGCGUGGACUCGCAGAAUAUAGAUAUCGUGGAAAGUACUUCGGAGUAUAUCACUUCGGAGGAAUACAUGGAUCUGACGAACGAGAACGAGAGAUUGAAGAAGGAGGUUGCCAUCUUGAAGAAUUCAGCUCUGAUUCGAGACUUCCAGAGUCGACAGGAAAUGGCGGACAAGUACGUCGUGAUGAUACAGGACCUCGAGGUCGAUUGGAAGCAGCGUAUUAAUGACAUGGAAAGCCAACACGAGGACGCUCUCGACUGGACCGUGAAUCAAGUCAAGGACUUUUAUGAGAAGAAGCUAAAUGAGAUGCAUAGGAAGAAGAGGAAGCGCAAUGAUCGCAGUAAUGAGCAGAGCGAGGAGGAGAGCGAUCUUGAUUCGACCCUUGAAAACUUGAACAGGAAGUAUCAACAGAUAAGAGAAAAAAAUGAAAGCUUGGCAAAAAGUUUGAUUGAAUUAAAAGUAACAAAGGAGACGCUAAUCGUGGAAAAGAAUAAAGCUUGUUUCGAGUUAGGCUUAUUAAAGGAGGAUCUAAAGGUAGCGAAAAACCUUUUAGAGGCUGCUCAGAAAGAUAUUUGUCUCGAUAAAGACGGUAAAGCUUACAUGGAGGAAAUGACAUUGCAGUUGCGCACCAAGGACGAGCAGAUUAAAAACCUCAAAGAGAUCCUCAAUGAGGCGAAAGACGAAUACAUUACUAUCACGUCUGAUUUAAGGAAGAAAGAACUCUGUAUUGACGAGCAAGCAAAGAUCAUAAUGGAGGAUGAAGAAAAAAUUGACGAUUUCGAAUCGCAACUGGAACAGCUUAAUUUCUGUUUGACGGAAAGAACCAAAAUCACGGAGAUUCUGGAGGAGAAAUUAGAACAGCAAACUGAAUACGUGUUCGACGCCGAGGGGAGAAUGUUACAGAUGCAAGGAGAAAUUGAGCGAUUGAAAAGUGAAAACUUGGCAUUACUGAAAUCUUACGAGACAGCAGCUUCGAGAACGUCUACGCAGAGCGAGUAUCAAGAGAUUAUUAUAAAGGAAGAAUUGAUCGAGGAAUCGGAAGAUACGAAUAACACGAAGGAGAACGGAAUUAUCAAUACAGAAGGUCACUCUUCACAAACACAACUAGCUGAUGAUGUAAAUAGCGUCUCAAACGUCCGUUUGAACUCUCCAGAUCUAAGAACACAGGGGCCUCUAGAAGAAGAUCCUGAAUCGCACUUACAGCUCGGCACUAACAAUGAACCCUCAAAAUUAAUGGUGGAUACAGGUUGUCAAGUGGAUGUAACAUAUGAUGAGAAGUAUGAUCCUAAUAAUCCCGAGAAAAAUGUUUGCAAGAGCACUCAGACUACUGUGACGGCGGAAGACGUACAGGCUGUUUGCAACAAGGCGCCCGCAAAAGAAGCAACUGUCCAGACUGACGAGACAGUAGACGAGGUGAAAUUGCAGCUGAAAGAACUGACUGCGCGACACGAUGACAUUCAAGCGCGAUACGAGCAAGAGUGCUCGAGGGUUGAGAAACUGGCGGAAGAGUUACGCGGUAUGGAAAAGACGGUAGGGGCUUUGAGAGAAGAAAAUCACUCGACUAAAACUAUCAUGGACGAAUGUAGGCAUUCCAAGGAAACACUUGAGGAACGAUUGUCAAUUGCCACAGAGGAGAAACGAGAAAUGGAAGAAGCCCUCCAAAGCUCCAACGUGCAUAUGGAGCAAAAGAUUGCAGACUAUAAACGUCAAAUUGACCAAUUAGAAAAGAACCUUUCAACUGCACAGGAUAAUGCUCAACGAUAUUUGAAGAAUUUGGAAGCAAAUCAAAAGGAAUUCGAUAAUUUUAUAUUAAAGUGUAAGCGAGAGAAAGAAGAAAAUGUUUGCAAAUCAGAGAUAAAGGAAGUUCCGCUAAAGAAUACUAGCGACGAGAGCGUAAAACAGGUUGAUGAACGAGCGGAACGAGUGUUGGAAUUGGAAAAAAAUCUCGAAACUAUAACAAAGUUGAGGGAUGAUAUCCUGCUCCUAAACGAGAACUUGGAAAGAUGUCAACUGGAAAAGGAUUGUAUACAAACGAUACUCGAUAAGAAUGAGAAGAAAUUGCUGCAACUUGAGAAUAAACUGCAAGUGGCGGUCACCAAGGAACAAGAGAAGGACACGGAAAUCGCGACUUUGCAGAAAGAAUUGAAAGGUAUCAUACAGAGAACCGAAGAUGCUGAAAGCGCGAUGAAAGUAGAACUGAAAGUUACUACCGACAACCUGAUGCACGCAAAGGAUACGCUCUUCCAAAAGGAGCAACACAUAAAAGAACUAAAAAUCCACUUAGAGAAUUUUGAGCGAAGUGCAAAGCUGUUUCACCUGCUUGAGACAAAUGCGAAGGAACGGCAGAUUGAAAAUGAGAGGCUACGAAACUUGAACGAGGAGCUGAGAACCAUUUUGACGCAGAAGGAGCGUGAAAUGGACGCGUUCAUGAAAAACAGGGACGAGACCGUGACCAAGUACGAAAGUUUGGUGAAAAAUCAGCAAGAGGAAUUGGACAGAGAGAAGAGGGAGGUGAUGAGAUACCAAGAAUUGUUCCGUAGACAGCUUACGCCUACACCGAGCAAAGAUGAGUACAAGAAAUUACAAAAUCGCAUGGAGACACUCCAGGACAGGCUGCAGAGGUACGAGAGUAGCGCGAAAGCUAAGGAUGACGAUAUUAUGUCGGAGGAUGACAAUUCGGCACGUUAUCCGAAACGACGUGGGAGAAGAGCCUUGACGGCUAAGCAGGAAGACGCACCGGAGAUUAUCGAAUUAUCUGGAUCCGAGACGAAGCGCAGCACCAGGCGCAACGCCCUGCCACCUCCGGAAUCGUCGGAAUCGACGGAGACAAAACGUACAACACGCAGGAAGAAGCUGUUCGUCGCGGAUACCUCGUUCACGGAUAUUGAACCUUCCGAGAAUGUACCCUCGUUCAGCGAGAAAAUAGCCUCGAUCAUGCAAAGGCCUGGACAGGAUCCUGUUGCCAAGGAUGAUGUGCCUUGGUGGAUGAAGUAUGCAGGUCGUGGACUCGGCACCGUAGGCAGCAUGAUUGCAAUCUUCCUCGGAGCUUGGAAUUGCGUGUCGAUACUUUGGGUUCAGGUUGACUGCUUAAUCAGCGGUAUGUGGCAGAUGAUAGCUGGUUUCAUAGUUAUAAUGAUCGAAGCACCCUGCUGCUGCUUGUUCAUCGACUUUGUACAGAAUUUAAGUGAUUGGGUGGAGAAGAAGCCAUAUUGGAAUAGAGCACUCGCUUAUUGUGUAUUAGCAUUGCCAGCAAUCUUUGUGUGCCCAGUAAUGAGCAGCAUAUUCGGCAGUGGCUUAAUAUUUACGACGGGUAUAAUAUAUGGAUUGAUGUCUCUUGGCAAAAAAGGAUCCAGGCCCGACCCGGCAGGAAUGACGUCGUCGGGCGUGGGUUCCCCACAGGGUACAGUGCCUCCUACUACAGAUCACCAUACUACUCUCAUGGAGGAUCCUGACGUCUGGAGGCCUACAUAAAUCAUCAAACAUUCAUUGCACCACUUCACUAAUCAGGGCACCUUUUGGCGAAAUGCGAACCACAGCAAUGAAUACAGAGCCGUCAUCAAGCAUGCGGUCCACACUAGUUGAGAAUACUCAGCCAAUUGGUCUCAGCAGUACCCCAAGUAGUAUUGUUUGAUGGUUAGACGU